Messenger RNA from Leptosomus discolor (cuckoo roller), 450 nucleotides. The record is from RefSeq and is a predicted model, not a curated record. NCBI's taxonomy places the organism in Eukaryota, Metazoa, Chordata, Aves, Leptosomiformes, Leptosomidae.
CUCGGCCCUCAACUGCGUGCUGCCCAUCGAUAACCACGUCUUUGCCACGGGCGAUGAUGGCGGGGCACUGAAGGUGUGGGACCUGCGCAAGGGGGAUGCCAUCUUGGAGGCCCGUCAGCAGGAGGAGUACAUCAGUGCGAUGGCCGUGGAUGGUAACGGGAAGAUCCUGUUGACUGCCAGCGGUGAUGGCACCCUGGGCGUCUUCAACGUGAAGAGGCGACGCUUUGAGCUGCUCUCGGAGCCGCAGAACGGGGACCUGACGUCUGUCGUGCUGCUGAAGCGGGGGAAGAAAGUGGCGUGUGGCUCCAGCGAAGGCACCAUCUACCUCUUCAACUGGGAUGGCUUCGGGGCUGCCAGCGACCGCUUCGCUCUGAGGGCCGAGUCCGUCGACUGCAUGGUCCCCAUCACGGACAGCAUCGUCUGCGUGGGGUCCCUGGACGGAGUCAUCAG